Jatropha curcas is the source of this 969-nucleotide messenger RNA. Its product is annotated as Transcriptional coactivator/pterin dehydratase. Gene Ontology annotation, biological process: tetrahydrobiopterin biosynthetic process. The record is from RefSeq and is a predicted model, not a curated record. Gene Ontology annotation, cellular component: plastid. Lineage: Eukaryota; Viridiplantae; Streptophyta; Magnoliopsida; Malpighiales; Euphorbiaceae. Gene Ontology annotation, molecular function: 4-alpha-hydroxytetrahydrobiopterin dehydratase activity.
CAGUACUACAACAGGACACAGCUCCUCCUCGGUCUAAGCAGCUCCUAUCAUCACAAAAAGUCACACUCGCGUAGAGCAAGAACACUCUCUAUCAAUGGCUACCACUAACCUCUCCUUCUAUUUUCCCUCUCUUCCUAAAUUGUCUCCUCGAGGCAACCACCGGUUCGAGUUAUCCGUUUUGACUCGGACUAGAAUGCGUGCCGUCAGAACUCGGGCUGCGGCAGGGGACUUGCUGGGUGAUUUCGGAGCCAGAGACCCAUUCCCUGCAGAAAUAGAGAGUGGUUUUGCGGAGAAAGUGGUAGGAAAUGUUGAUACUGAGCAUAAGAUUCUUAUUCCCAAUAUUUCUGCUCUCUCUCUUGCCCAGCAACAGUGCACGCCUGUCUCUCCUCUUCAAGCGCCCAUAGAUAAGGAUGAUGCUCAAAAGCUCUUGAAGAAGGUUCUUGGCUGGAGACUUCUAGAGGAAGAAAAUGGACUUAAACUACAGUGCUUAUGGAAGUUGAGAGAUUUUAAAUGUGGGGUUGAACUAAUCAAUAGAAUUUACAAGGUUGCAGAAGCUUCUGGACAUUUCCCAGAUCUGCAUUUGGUAGAUACCAAUCAGGUUAGAGCUGAACUGUGGACAUCAUCCAUUGGAGGUCUGAGUAUGAAUGAUUUCAUUGUAGCUGCCAAAAUGGAUGAAAUAAAGACUUCGGAUCUUGUCCCUAGAAAAAGAGUGUGGGCAUAGAAAAUUUCAUUUUUUCUUGGAGAAACUGAAGGGAUUUCUUAAUCCAUAAGGUGGCUUCAGCUUUCAGCAUCCACUGACUACAGAGGCUGAUGUUGUUGCAAAUUAUAGGGAAACUUUGUUCUCUCCAUUAUCUUCUUCAAGCAAUGUGUAUAAUAAUCUUUAUUUUAUUUGAUUGCAAUUCAAAAAGAAUGCAAUACUUUUAAAGAAAUUCAAGUAUUUGAUUAAAAUUUAAGAUUUUGAAGUGUAAA